AUGACCGCUCAGAUCAUCGACGGCACUAUCAUAGCAAAGUCUAUUCGCAAUGAUGUCGCACAGAAAAUCAAGGCGUUCCAAGCUCAAUACCCUCGGUUCCAACCCCAGCUUGUAGUCGUGCAAGCUGGCGAACGCCCUGAUUCGAGCACAUACAUUCGCAUGAAAGCUAAAGCUGCAGAGGAAGUCGGCAUUAAGUUUAAUCACGUCAACGUCCCAGAAGCAGCUACGGCCGACGAGAUCAUCCAGGUCGUUAAGAAGCUUUCGGAUGAUGAAACUAUUAGUGGCGUCCUUGUUCAGCUGCCUCUUGGACCUCAUGUUGAUGCAGACGGCACCCGCGCUGUCACUGAGGCGGUUUGUCCCGAGAAAGAUGUUGACGGUUUCCAUGCAUACAAUAUAGGACACUUGUCUUCGCGUGCUGCUUCCCCGUUAUUCGUUCCUUGUACACCAGCAGCUGUUAUUCGUCUGCUGGAGAGUACUGGCGUAUCCAUCGCUGGGUCAACCGCAGUCGUGCUGGGUCGUAGCGACAUUGUUGGCAACCCUGUGGCUGCACUCCUGAGAAGCCGUGAUGCAACUGUCACCCAAUGCCACAGUCGCACCAAGAACAUUGAACAGAUCGUCAGACAAGCUGAUAUCGUGGUAGCUGCUAUCGGCCAGUCAGCAUUUGUCAAAGGUUCGUGGGUGAAACCUGGCGCAGUCGUUAUCGAUGUUGGCAUCAACUUCGUUCCGGACGCGACCAAGAAAUCAGGUCAACGCCUGGUCGGAGAUGUGGAUGAAGACGCGUUUGCUGUGGCAUCGCACAUCACCCCUGUUCCAGGAGGUGUUGGUCCCAUGACUGUCGCUUUGCUAAUGGAGAAUGUAUACAACUCUGCUGUUCGUCUCUGGCAAAAGGCUCGAGAGCGUAAGAUCAAACCCUUGGCACUUGACAUCAAGGAGAAAGUUCCCAGCGACAUCGAGAUUGCUAUGGCUCAAAUCCCAAAACCCGUCACUCAGCUCGCAAAAGAGAUGGGACUCCUACCCGACGAACUUGAAAGCUAUGGCAAGUUCAAGGCCAAGGUCGAGCUCAGUGUGUUGGAUCGCUUGGCACACCGGAAAGAUGGGAAAUACAUUGUCAUUGCUGGUAUCACACCCACUCCUCUGGGUGAGGGCAAGUCUACGACUACCAUUGGUCUUGCCCAGGCACUGGGGGCGCAUCUUGGACGUCCGGCAUUCGCCUGUGUGCGGCAACCUUCUCAAGGACCGACAUUCGGUAUCAAAGGUGGAGCUGCUGGUGGAGGUUACAGUCAAGUAAUUCCUAUGGAUGAGUUCAACCUUCAUUUGACCGGUGACAUACACGCUGUCACGGCUGCCAAUAACUUACUGGCUGCUGCUCUUGACGCUCGUAUCUUCCACGAAGCGACUCAGAGUGACAAGGGUCUCUUCAGUCGUCUUGUGCCCUCCAAAAAGGGCAAGCGCGAGUUCGCACCCCUGAUGCUCAAGCGCUUGAAGAAGCUUGGUAUCGACAAAACCAACCCGAACGACCUGACACCCGAGGAAAUUAACCUCUUUGCUCGCCUUGACAUCGACGCCGAGACGAUCACUUGGAACCGUGUUCUCGAUACCAAUGACCGUUUCUUGCGCAAAGUCACACUUGGCCGUAACCCUACUGAGAAAGGCCACGAGCGCGAGGCUGGGUUUGACAUCGCUGUGGCUAGUGAAUGUAUGGCCGUGCUUGCGUUGACCACUGAUCUCGUUGAUAUGCGAGAGAGGCUGGGCAACAUGGUCGUCGCAACAAGCAAGCGCGGAGAAGCUAUCACUGCUGAUGACAUUGGUGUUGGAGGUGCACUUGCUGUUCUCAUGAAGGACACGGUCAAGCCCAACUUGAUGCAAACGCUCGAGGGUACCCCUGUUUUCGUCCAUGCUGGCCCUUUCGCUAACAUCGCCCACGGAAACUCCUCCAUCCUCGCUGAUCGUAUCGCUCUCAAGCUCGCAGGAACUGAGGAGGGCGACUCUUCCGACCGCGUUGGCUAUGUGCUGACUGAGGGUGGUUUCGGAGCUGACAUGGGCAUGGAGAAGUUCUGCAAUAUCAAGUGUCGUGUUAGUGGCCUGAAGCCUGAUGCUACCGUCAUCGUUGCCACUACUCGUGCACUCAAGAUGCACGGUGGUGGACCUGAGGUGACACCUGGCAAGCCUUUGGCUGAUACCUACACCAAGGAGGAUCUUGUCACCCUCAAGGAAGGUUGCCAGAAUCUCACUAGGCACAUCGAGAACUCCAAGAAGUUCGGUGUCAAGGUUAUCAUUGCUAUCAACCAAUUUUCUUCGGAUACCCCUGCCGAACUUGAGCUCAUCCGUCGGGAAGCUCUCGCUGCUGGUGCCGAUGCCGCGAUAGUGAGCAACCACUGGGCAGAAGGUGGUGCUGGUGCACGUGCCCUUGCCGAGGCAGUCAUUGCAACUUGCGAAGGAGAAUCCGGCUUCAGAUUCCUCUACGACCUCAACCUCCCCAUCGCUCAAAAGAUCGAGAUAAUCUGCAAGGAAAUAUACCGCGCGGCUGGCAUCGAACUUAGCGAGCAUGCCAGCAAGCAGAUAGAAACUUAUACUCGGCAAGGCUACGGCAACCUGCCUAUUUGUAUGGCAAAGACCCAAUAUUCAUUCUCUCAUAAUCCGUCACUUAAAAAUGCUCCUUCUGGCUUCACCGUUCCCAUUCGCGAAGUGCGCCUAUCUGCUGGAGCUGGUUUCCUAUACCCUAUUCUCGGAGACAUGCAGACCAUGCCGGGACUUGGCACACGGCCAGGAUUCUGGGAAGUCGGACUUGACCCACAAACUGGGCGCGUCGUCGGAUUGUUCUAG
Messenger RNA from Suillus fuscotomentosus, 2823 nucleotides. Its product is annotated as formate--tetrahydrofolate ligase-domain-containing protein. The transcript is spliced from 12 exons. The coding region runs from base 1 to 2823 and encodes 940 amino acids. Gene Ontology annotation, molecular function: methenyltetrahydrofolate cyclohydrolase activity; methylenetetrahydrofolate dehydrogenase (NADP+) activity; formate-tetrahydrofolate ligase activity. Gene Ontology annotation, biological process: tetrahydrofolate interconversion. Gene Ontology annotation, cellular component: cytosol. The record is from RefSeq and is a predicted model, not a curated record. Lineage: Eukaryota; Fungi; Basidiomycota; Agaricomycetes; Boletales; Suillaceae.